Cimex lectularius (bed bug) is the source of this 1715-nucleotide messenger RNA. Its product is annotated as lysine-specific histone demethylase 1A-like. Bases 91 to 1677 code for a protein of 528 amino acids. Gene Ontology annotation, molecular function: oxidoreductase activity; protein binding. The record is from RefSeq and is a predicted model, not a curated record. The transcript has 12 exons. Lineage: Eukaryota; Metazoa; Arthropoda; Insecta; Hemiptera; Cimicidae.
CAAGUAAGGUUCGUUUGUCGGUCGUUAGUGGAUACUGGUUAAAAAGCCGAGUGAGAAGUUGGGAACACGUUUUGAGCUUUUCACUGGAAAAUGAGUAGAAGAAAGAAAACACAGCAGGUUGACCAGCCUGAGGAAGAGAUGCAGAUUGCACCUGAAGAUGGCGAUGCUUCAGAUGCAGGUUCAGAUUUGUUGAAAACAGAAAAGCAAAUUUCCCCAACUGCACAGUCGGACAAUGCUGAAAGUGGUGGCAGCUCGGGGACUUCAGCCUCUGCAGCGCCUACGGUCAAAGGCCAAAAGGAAGAUGAAGGUGAACAGGAUUCGGAACAAGAUGAUCCGACAGGCUUAGAAGGUGCGGCAUUCCAGAGUAGACUGCCAUAUGAUAAAAUGACAGCUGCAGAAGCUUCGUGCUUUCCCGAUAUAGUCAACGACAAACAAUGCCCAGUUAAAAGUUUUCUAUAUAUAAGAAACCGAAUGCUUCAACUCUGGCUAGAAAAUCCAACGCAGCAGUUGUUACUUGAAAAUGCCAUACCUUUUAUUGAAGCACCGUACAGCAGUGACGUUUCCCUUAUAGAAAGGGUUCAUGCAUUUUUAGAAAGGCAUGGCUUUAUCAAUUUUGGAGUAUUUAAAAGACUUAAGCCAUUACCUACAAAGAAGCAAGGACGGGUCAUAGUAAUCGGCGCUGGAAUCGCUGGACUUGCAGCUGCUCAACAGAUGCAGCAAUUUGGAAUGGAUGUUAUUGUUCUGGAAGCAAGGGAUCGGGUUGGAGGGAGAAUUGCUACUUUUCGUAAAGGGCCGUACAUUGCUGAUCUUGGUGCCAUGGUCGUUACUGGACUUGGUGGAAAUCCUGUAAACGUCCUGUCCAAACAGAUACCCAUGGAGCUGCAGAAAAUAGGCCAGAAGUGUCCCCUUUAUGAUUCAAGUGGGAAAACGUUCGUUUCUCUCAAUCAGGUACCAAAAGAAAAAGAUGAAAUGGUGGAGAGAGAGUUUAAUAGACUUUUAGAAGCAACCAGUUACCUGUCACAUAUGCUCGAUUUUAAUUAUACAGGUGGUAAGCCUGUUUCAUUAGGGCAAGCUCUUGAAUGGGUGAUCAAACUUCAGGAAAAAUAUGUCAAAGAACGUCAAAUAUCACAUUAUAAGGCUGUUGUAAACUUAUUAGAAAAAUUAAAAGUUAACCAACAAAGGAUGAUAGAUACACGAGAAAUCAUAAAUAAAUUGCACCGCCAAUACAAGUCAAUGCAAGAAAACAAGGGACCUAGAAAUAUUGCACAUGAAUAUAGUGUCAGAAGCAAGUUUAGAGAGUGGAAUGCAAAAGUUGAGGAAUAUGACCAGUUAAAUAAGCAACAGUUAGAGAUAGAAGCGAAAAUAGAAGAACUAGAAAGUCAACCUCCAAGUGAUGUUUAUUUAUCCUGUCAAGACAGGCAAUUCUUAGAUUGGCAUUUCGCUAAUUUGGAAUUUGCAAAUGCAACCCCGCUUAAUAAUCUUUCGCUGAAGCAUUGGGAUCAAGAUGACGAUUUCGAAUUCACUGGUAGCCAUUUAACAGGUAUUCAAACUUACUUAAUUUAUUAUGAUGAAUCUGGUCUAAAAUCAAGCAAAAUGUAUAUCGUACUAAUUAUAUAUUGUUAUUUACAUUUUUCAUCAUGCCCAGUUGUAAGUAUGGGCAUUUUUUUUCUCUUUUGACUAUUUUUAUUAAUGAUUUUAUUUUAUGUAAGUUGUCA